Gymnodraco acuticeps is the source of this 506-nucleotide messenger RNA. RefSeq lists its product as uncharacterized. The record is from RefSeq and is a predicted model, not a curated record. Bases 96 to 374 code for a protein of 92 amino acids. The transcript is spliced from 2 exons. Gene Ontology annotation, molecular function: protein binding. NCBI's taxonomy places the organism in Eukaryota, Metazoa, Chordata, Actinopteri, Perciformes, Bathydraconidae.
GCGUAAGAUUGCUGUUGGUCAGCAUACACAGCACCCUGAGGUGGCAUUACCUCUCUCCCAGCGAAGGAGCAGCUCGCACCCAGACAGACACAGCCAUGGGGAAAAUCUACCAGGUCGUGGUGCACGGAUUUAAAGGUGAAAUACUCAUGAUCGACAUGUGCAACACGGAGGAGCAGUUCAAGAGCAUGACCGUGAUGCAGCUGAAGGAGAAGAUAGCAGAGAGGCUUCCCGAGACCGCAGGAGUGGGGGCUCUGCGGCUGAUCUUCACAGAUAAGAUGCUGGAUGGAGACGACGGGCUGCUGAGUGAAUAUGGAAUCCAGAACCAGUCCCACAUCCACAUGGUGGUGAAGGUUCCUGGAGGACUGACCGCUUGACAGAGACCUCCACCUUCUCCUGCUGCUGUUUACGCUCUACUGUGUGCUAUAUGUGUGCUAUAUGUCUUGCUCCUUUUAUUGUUCCGAUGUAAAAAUGGUUUUUCUGUUCAAAUAAAGACACGUUCUAUCUAA